Molecule: messenger RNA, 1306 nt
Organism: Tilletiopsis washingtonensis
Lineage: Eukaryota; Fungi; Basidiomycota; Exobasidiomycetes; Entylomatales
Product: putative cytochrome c peroxidase precursor
Exons: 9
Coding region: 52-1260 (402 amino acids)
Biological process (GO): cellular response to oxidative stress; hydrogen peroxide catabolic process; response to reactive oxygen species
Molecular function (GO): peroxidase activity; heme binding
Source: RefSeq, a predicted model, not a curated record
CCUCUUCGCGCCCGACCAGUCCCACCCAUCCCUGUCGCGCUCUUCGUCGCCAUGGCUGCUCUGCGCUCCUCUGCUCGCCUCGCCGCGCCGCUGCCGCGCGCUGCGCUGCGCCUGCCGGCCCGCCGUGCCUACGCCACAAGCCCGGCGCCUGGCGCUCACCCGCCGCCGCAGCAGGGUGGCUCGCGCUCCCAGGGCACGAGCAAGACGCUCAUCGGCUCCGUCGCGCUGCUCGCGGCUGCCGGUGGCGCGUUCCUGCUCUUCGGCCCGGAGAACAAGCGCGCCGCGCUCGGCGUCGGCCCGGACGGCAGCAACAAGCUGAGCGGCAGCGGUGCCAAGGCCCAGCGCGCUGCCACGUACAAGGGCGUGGGCCCCGGCCUCGCCGCCGACCCGGCCGACUACCAGAAGGUGUACAACGCCAUCGCCGACAAGCUCGACUCGAACCCCGAGUACGAUGACGGCAGCUAUGGCCCUGUGCUUGUGCGCCUCGCCUGGCACGCCAGCGGCACCUACGACAAGGACUCCAACUCCGGUGGCAGCAACGGCGCCACGAUGCGCUUCGCCCCCGAGGCCAACCACGGUGCCAACGCCGGCCUGAUCGUCGCUCGCAACUUUAUGGACGAGAUCCACGAGCAGUUCCCCUGGAUCUCGUACUCUGACCUCUGGACGCUGGGCGGCAUCGUCGCCGUGCAAGAGCUUGGAGGACCCAAGGUACAGUGGCGCCCGGGCCGCAAGGACGGCGAGGAGGCGCACUGCACGCCCGACGGACGACUGCCCGACGGCGACAAGGGCAGCGACCACCUGCGCCACAUCUUCUACCGCAUGGGCUUCAACGACCAGGAGAUCGUCGCCCUCUCCGGCGCCCACGCCCUGGGCCGCUGCCACAAGGACCGCUCGGGCUUCGACGGCCCGUGGCAGCACGCGCCCACGUCGUUCACGAACGCGUACUACGAGCUGCUCUUCAGCGAGAAGUGGAACCUGAAGAAGUGGGACGGACCGAUCCAGUACGAGGACAAGAGCACCAAGAGCCUGAUGAUGCUCACCACCGACUACGCGCUGCGCACCGACAAGUCGUUCCGCAAGCACGCCGAGCGGUACGCCAAGUCGGAGGAUGAGUUCUUCAAGGACUUCUCCGCCGCGUUCGCCAAGCUCCUCGAGCUCGGCGUGCCGGAGAUUCGCUGGCAGGAGGGCUCGAAGCUCCUCAAGGACGGCAAGCACCUCACCUUCCAGACGUCUGCCGAGCAGGAGAACGCGCAAGCCUAGAACACCCAUAGAGCCUCGAUCGAGCAAGCACAGCACCGCCGCAAGU